Sclerotinia trifoliorum is the source of this 1267-nucleotide messenger RNA. The record is from the annotation of a GenBank genome assembly. Lineage: Eukaryota; Fungi; Ascomycota; Leotiomycetes; Helotiales; Sclerotiniaceae.
GCAAAAAGCAAAAAGCAAAAAGCGAAAAGCCGAAAGCUAAAACAAAAAGUUGUUUGAUUGGUACACGCAUAAGUUCUAGAAUUUCUUCAUUUCUGCAUCUUCUCUUCUUCUGCGGUCCGUUGAAUCUUCAAUCUUCAAUCAUCAAUCUUCAAUCAUCAAUCAUCAAUCAUCAAUCCUCAAUCCUCAAUCCUCUACACAAUACACAAUACACAAUACAAUAUAUAACUUCUUAAUUCAAGUAAAAAAACAUCUUUCAAAAUGGGAGGAGGUAACGUAAGUUUGAUCUCCAGUUCUUUACCUUAUCCUUUUAUCUCUCCAAUUUCUUUUAUGCGGUCAAUCAAUCAAGGAGAAGGAGAGAUUCUCCACCUCGGGCGUCUCUCAACCCAGUUUUUCGACCACGAACUAUGAUCAUCGCAUUUAGAUAAUGUAGGCCUGACCUUUUUACAGGGCGCCAAAGCAGCUUCCAAGCGUGCACGAAAUCAAAAGGAUGCUGAGAAGGGUGUCGCAAAGUCGCAACUGAAGGUCAACGAGUCAGCGAAGGAUAUUCAGUGCGAGGUUUGCAAAACCACUUUCUUAAAAACGACUAGACUUCCUGCGUGAGUGCUCUCUUUCUUUUGCGAUACGUUUAUAUAUAUUUACGAUUUGGCAUAAUUGCCAAUCCGAAGAGAAGAUGCGCAUAUCUGGGAAUUGUGCGGACCGCGGGGAAAAUCCCGAAGGAAAGAAGAAAAGAAGGAAGGAAUUUUGAGAACCUGCAAUCAUUAUCUCCUUGAAAGAUACAAGCCGAAUCCAAAUUGAAUCGAAACUAAUAUUGAUAUCCCAACACCAGUCUCACCGAACAUGCCAUGAACAAGCACUCAAAAGGACCAGAGCUCUGCUUCCCCUCGUUUAUGGCCCAACAGACUGCGGCGCCUGCUAAGAAAUAGAUUCUCGAGACAUCUUUGUGCGACGCACCUUACGAUUUCGUACGACGCAAGUGACGAAGACACGAUAUUUUACGGUUGAAAAGAUGUGCCAGAUGAGAUUUUUGGCUUUUGGUGAUCAGAGAAUUUCAAUUUGCGAAGACGAGCGAGCGACUGGCGCAUGGGAGGGGAGAGAUACAACGGCGUUUUAACACAAGCUAGCAGACUAGCUACUUGAGUCAGAAGAAUCUGCUUCUUAUCUACAAAUGUGUGCCUUACUUCGUGAUAGGUAAGGAUCGGGACUAUCCUAAAAGCCCAGACCGCAGUCGAAUAAUGAGGGUCCUAAUUUCUCAGGAGAAUUCAUUUGG